Messenger RNA from Alternaria burnsii, 612 nucleotides. RefSeq lists its product as uncharacterized. The record is from RefSeq and is a predicted model, not a curated record. The transcript has a single exon. The coding region runs from base 1 to 612 and encodes 203 amino acids. Lineage: Eukaryota; Fungi; Ascomycota; Dothideomycetes; Pleosporales; Pleosporaceae.
AUGCCCACCAUUCCCGCCCGGUCUAGCGCCAUACAGCAUUUGCGCGCUGGUCAGUCCAUCAAGAUCAUCAACACAAGCGGAGGUCAAGUGAUUGACACCUGGGCCUUUGUUCCAACCUCAGGCUUCCCUUCUUAUAUGUCGAUGUCGCACACGCGAUCCACCCACCAUAAACUGGAGCUUACAGUCGGAGAGUCGUACUUGGACAAUCACCGCAACCCUAUCCUGACAAUCACUGAAGACACUUCUCCCGGACAUCACGAUGUGCUCUAUUCCGCCUGCUCUCCUGAGCGGUACAUCCAGCUUGGCGCUCCAGCGAACCACGACAAUUGCGCGCAGAAUCUGCGGAAGGUAGUUGACACAUACCAAAACCCUUCAAUUCAGAAGCUAGGGGAGCUGUUGGAGUAUGGUUGGAUACCUGAUCCUUUGAAUCUGUUCAUGAGUGUUCUUGUCGCGGACAACAAGAUACCUUGCGAAGAUCCAGCGGGCAAGCCAGGCAAUUACAUUGUCUUGAAGGCAGAACAAGAAUGCGUUGUCGUAAUGAGCGCGUGCCCGAUGGAUGUCCACAUCUGCAACGCAGGUGCACCGACUAGUGCAGGAUUUGAAGUAUUAUAG